Theobroma umbraticum is the source of this 1202-nucleotide messenger RNA. RefSeq lists its product as uncharacterized. Gene Ontology annotation, molecular function: RNA binding; translation initiation factor activity. Lineage: Eukaryota; Viridiplantae; Streptophyta; Magnoliopsida; Malvales; Malvaceae. Gene Ontology annotation, cellular component: cytoplasm; eukaryotic translation initiation factor 3 complex. The record is from RefSeq and is a predicted model, not a curated record.
CAAGGCAAGGCAAGACCGGACAACAGCAAAACCCUCUUUCAACUUCCUUGCUUCUCUCACCGUAAAACAAAACCUCGACAGCCACCUACGCCGUGUCGAGUUCUCUCCAUCCUUACCCACAAUGGCUAUCGACAAAACCGAUCCGAACCCGAACCAAUCUAAACCGAGCAAGCUCCGAUGGGGAGAGUUAGAGGAAGACGACGAUCUGGACUUCUUAUUACCGCCCAAGGAAGUAAUCGGACCGGACGAAAACGGGAUCAAAAAAGUGAUUGAGUACAAGUUCAACGAGGAAGGCAAUAAGGUAAAAAUAACGACGACGACCCGAGUUCGCAAGCUGGCCAAGGCCCGGUUGAACAAACGGGCUUUGGAGAGAAGGAAUUGGGAGAAGUUUGGCGAUGCGGUGCGUGAAGAUGUUGGGAGUAGACUUACUAUGGUUUCCACCGAAGAGAUCCUUCUUGAACGACCUAGAGCCCCAGGUACCAAACCAGAAGAAAUAAAGGUAGCUGGUGACAGCUUGGCUCAGCUUAGCAAAGGAGGUGCUGUUCUCAUGGUGUGCAGGACAUGUGGUAAGAAAGGUGAUCACUGGACUUCCAAAUGUCCUUACAAGGAUCUUGCUGCCCCUGUUGAAACCUUUGUUGAUAAACCUGCUGCAUCUGAGACCUCUAUGGCUGCUUCUGGAGCUGGAAAGGGAGCCUAUGUCCCACCAAGCAUGAGAGCAGGUGCAGAGAGGACUGGUGGAUCUGAUAUGAGGCGUAGGAAUGAUGAAAACUCUGUUAGGGUAACGAAUUUAUCUGAGGAUACCAGGGAGCCUGACUUGCUGGAGCUUUUCCGCACAUUUGGUUCCGUGACUCGUGUCUAUGUUGCUAUGGAUCAGAAGACAGGCACGAGUAGAGGAUUUGGUUUUGUCAACUUCGUAAACAGGGAGGAUGCUCAAAGAGCUAUUAACAAGCUCAAUGGAUAUGGUUAUGACAAUCUCAUCCUGCGAGUCGAGUGGGCAACCCCAAGAUCAAACUAAGAACAUGAUCUUUAUGGCAUUUAGCUUUUCCCAAACAUUGUCUUCAGUGGCAAAUUCAAUGCCAGAUUUGCCAGUUUUUGACUUUUUUUUAUUUUACAUUCUGUGAGAGAUUUUAUUUAUUUGAGUUGAAUUCUUGGGCCCUAAUUUGAUUGGGAAGUUAAAGGAAUGUCUUCAGUUUCAAAUUCAA